This is a messenger RNA of Misgurnus anguillicaudatus (oriental weatherfish), 1538 nucleotides long. RefSeq lists its product as uncharacterized. Gene Ontology annotation, molecular function: protein binding. NCBI's taxonomy places the organism in Eukaryota, Metazoa, Chordata, Actinopteri, Cypriniformes, Cobitidae. The record is from RefSeq and is a predicted model, not a curated record.
UGGUUCAUAUCAAAAUAAAUUUGCGUUAUGGCACGUGCGUUAAAAAAAAAUGAAGGAAAACAGAGUUUAACAGAUAUGAAUGAUAUUAGAAUGUUAAUAAACACGCGCAAUUAACGUUAAAUGAGCGGUUUAAGUAAACAAUGUCCCAACUACCGGAGGAGGUUUGGAUCCACGUGUUUGGAUUUCUAUCUAAUCGGGAUAAAUUGAAUGUUCGUUCAACCUGCAAGUCCUUUCUAAGACUGAUCGAUCAUUGGUCCUUAUGGAAAAACGCCGUCGUCGUCAUGCAGAAGAUCGGACAGUACGAUUCGCAUUUCUGGUCGACUCUUGGUAAAAGGAAAACGAGGUGCAUAGUUGUACAGAAGGCAAAUGUUAAAGAUGUGCAAAAACUCGUGACCUGGCUGCCCUGGAUCUCUUCGUUGACUUUGAAUCAGUGUUCAGAUGGCACAGCACUGUCGACACUAGGUACUUUAAAACACCUCAGGAGGCUUGUUAUCCGUCAGUGUCUUUGUCCCAGUCUGACCCGUUCACUUUCAUCUCUCAGACAGCUGACACAUCUUUGCCUGUGUGAGGUCCAGCGAGCCUCAAUAAUGGAGAUAAGUGCUGCGAUUUCACAACUUGUCAAUCUGACGACACUAUACUACCAUGAAGAUAAAAACCCCAUUCCCAAAAAUGCUCUUCAUGGUAUGCUAAAGUGCCUGCCUAACUUAAAACAUCUUUCCAUAAGAAUGGGACCAAAGUAUGGGAUUCUUCCUGUUGAUUAUUUUUGUCACACAGCAUGUGAAAGUCCAGGAGUGACUCAGGGUGGUCUGACCUGUCUGGAGCUAAAGAACUAUGAAGAUCCCUAUCUCUCAUCUGCUGCCAUUACAAGGCUGUCCUCAUUGACAAAACUGACUGUACAUUAUAAAGGAUGGAUUGUAGAUACAAACCAAAAGAACCUUGCAAAUUGGCUGCAAGGCCUCCCUUUACUUUCAGAACUCGUUAUAUCUUUAGGAUACCCACUCAGUGUAUAUGCUAAAUCAAUACCCAGGACUGUUACUAGUUUGUCUCUGAUUGGAGUGAGAGCUGAACUGGAGUCUGUAAGGAUUAUGGGAGAGCAGGUGCCGAAUCUCCUGCAUCUUCACUUGGACCUGUGCUGUCACGACAGCUGUGAUAUAAUCAAAGAAAUGCCUCAGAUUUUCCCAAACCUGCAGACUCUAAAAGUGAGACACCAUGAUGUUCCAGUGUCAGUGUUUCUUGGACUUCAGGACUUGCCUCGACUUGAGCAGUUAGUGAUUCUUGAUGCACCACAAAGCCCCAGUCCUACUGUCCUAGAUCUGACUCAAAAACUUCAUGUCCAAACAAACAACAGGAUCCGUGUACUUCAUUCUGUAGGCCCAAAAGACCAAACAUCUUGCUCUUGUGGUUUUUACUGAUAUGUUUGUUUACAGACCAGUUUCAAAACAAUGCAUUUUGAUUGUUUUUCUUUAUCAGUAUUUAUUUGAUCUGUUAUCUGUUAUUUUUGUAAUCCUACUAUAAAGAAUUAAACUCAAAUAAUCUUA